This is a messenger RNA of Cinclus cinclus, 1918 nucleotides long. RefSeq names its product hdc homolog, cell cycle regulator (gene HECA). Lineage: Eukaryota; Metazoa; Chordata; Aves; Passeriformes; Cinclidae. Bases 1 to 1593 code for a protein of 530 amino acids. The transcript is spliced from 4 exons. The record is from RefSeq and is a predicted model, not a curated record.
AUGCCGAACCAGAAGGGCGGCAAGGGCAAGAAGAACAAGCGCGCCAACAGCAGCGGCGACGAGCAGGAGAACGGGGCGGCGGCGGGCGGCGGAGCCGCGGCGGCGGCGGGUGGAGGCGCCGCGGGUGGCGGCGGAGCCGGAGCGGCGGCCGCGGGCGGAGGUGGCGGAGCGGGCGGCGGAGCUGGCGGCGCGGCGGCCGCGGGCGGCUCGGCGCCCGGAGACGCCAAGAGCGAAGCCCCUUGUGCUACUCCACUGAUCUGUAGCUUUGGAAGGCUGGUGGACCUGGAGAAGGAUGACUACCAGAAGGUUAUAUGCAACAAUGAGCAUUGUCCCUACAGCACUUGGAUGCACCUUCAGUGCUUCUAUGAGUGGGAGAGCAGCAUCCUCGUCCAGUUCAAUUGCAUUGGCAGAGCCAGGAGUUGGAACGAAAAGCAGUGUCGCCAAAACAUGUGGACCAAGAAGGGAUACGACCUGGCUUUUCGGUUUUGCUCCUGUCGGUGUGGGCAGGGUCAUUUAAAGAAGGACACAGACUGGUACCAGGUGAAGCGAAUGCAGGAUGACAAGAAGAAGAAAUCAGUGUUGGAGAAGAGUACGGGAAGGUCCAUGACAGAGUCAGCAGAGGAGGCCAAAAAAGGCAGGCCAGCCAACAAGCCGCAGAAAGGCCUGAGUAAUGACCUCCAGCGAAGGCACUCUAUGGACAGGCAGAACUCCCAGGAGAAGGGUGUCAUGGGUGGCAGCUAUGCCGUUCGCUCACCUUGUGUCUCUCCUGGCCAGUCCCCACCCACCGGCUACUCUAUCCUCGCCCCCACGCAUUUCAGUGGCCCUCGUUCCUCGCGAUACUUGGGAGAGUUUUUGAAGAAUGCCAUUCACCUGGAACCCCAUAAGAAGAGCAUGGCCGGUGGUGGCAUGUUCAGGAAUGCACAUUUUGAUUACGGGGCAGCUGGCUUGCAGGCACAUAGGUCAGGACACUUCGAUACCCCUGUGCAGUUUCUGAGAAGGCUCGAUCUGUCUGAGCUGCUCACUCACAUCCCCAGGCAUAAAUUGAAUACUUUCCAUGUGCGGAUGGAAGACGAUGCCCAGGUGGGCCAAGGGGAGGACCUUCGGAAGUUCAUCCUUGCUGCUCUCAGUGCCAGCCACAGGAACGUUGUAAACUGUGCUCUGUGCCACAGGGCGCUGCCAGUGUUUGAACAGUUUCCGCUGGUGGACGGGACCCUGUUCCUUAGCCCAUCAAGACAUGAUGAGAUUGAAUAUGAUGUUCCCUGUCACCUUCAAGGAAGGCUUAUGCACCUCUAUGCUGUUUGUGUAGACUGCUUAGAAGGGGUUCACAAAAUUAUCUGCAUUAAGUGCAAGUCCCGAUGGGAUGGAAGCUGGCAUCAGCUGGGAACUAUGUAUACCUACGAUAUUCUGGCAGCAUCUCCCUGUUGUCAGGCUCGACUGAACUGUAAGCACUGUGGGAAGCCAGUAAUAGACGUGCGGAUUGGCAUGCAAUAUUUCUCUGAGUACAGCAACGUCCAGCAGUGUCCUCACUGUGGAAAUCUAGACUACCACUUCGUGAAGCCAUUUUCUUCAUUUAAAGUUUUGGAGGCUUAUUGACGAAAGCUUUGCUUUAGUAAUAGCUAUUUUAUGGGUAUUUCAACUUUAUUACAUAUCUUUUUAUAGGAUUCAUUCUGUGAUGAGAUUAAUUUCUUUUCUAACUGAAAGAGCAGCUUCUUUGUCAGUGUACAUAUUAAUAUGUAUAUAUACAUGUUAUUAAAACCAGAAUCCUCCUGACAAGAUCUCUGUGAAGGUUGGAGGCAAGCCAAUUUAUUGGCCUUUCAAUAUAUCCCAUGUAUGGGAUAAAGUUCAGCUAAAAAUGAUUUGGGUUUAUUUUUUGUAUAGUUGUAAUACAGUUUAUAGGAAGGGUGUGGGGAGACAUAGA